CACGAAGAUUUGUCACAAGAUCCUUCGAUUUGAUUCCUCGCAAUAUUAUUGUUAUUUCUUAGAGGGGCUGCAUCCGACAAUCCAACAUCUGCAUGGUGCCCUCCCCUCGAGCUCUGCCCCCCUCCUCAUCUUAGCUCUCUAAUCCAUAGUAACUUCAUUCGAACAACAUCACCGAUCACACACACAAGCCAACGGCAAACUGAAGGGAAAGCAACCAUGUCCUCCACUCCUACAACUUGUAGCUCUGCAACCCAUUACAAGAAUGAUCCAAUCCUUCGUCCUCUGAUAGACCUUGGUACGACCAAACGAGAUCGGCCUCGUCACAAGAAACUACCGAGAGCCAGCAUUCUGGUCUGUCUCUUCAAGCCUACAUUUGGGCGCAACCAGGAAUGGCAUGUGCUCUUGACCCAACGUCCCAUGAAACUCAAGUCACACCCGGGGGAAGUUUGUUGUCCUGGAGGCCGUCAAGACAAGGAAGAUGAGGGAGAUGAUGUUGUGACGGCCUUGAGGGAAACCAGAGAAGAAGUGGGGAUUCCAGAAACCGAAAUUGACAUACUAGCACGAAUGGAGACUGUUGAGAGCGUCGGAGGGCUCUGUGUGACACCCAUUGUGGGGAUUUGGAAGAAUCCGGUCCUUCCGUCCCAGCUCCAAAUCAACAAGGACGAAGUGGAGGCUUGUUUCUACGUACCGUUAUCAAAUUUCUGGAAUGACGCCAACGGCGAAGAUCCCUUUGAGAUUGACUGGCGAGGAGAAGUCUUUGUGAUGAGAACUUAUCAUUGGAAAGGAGAUGAUCUAAAAACAUUCAAAAUUUGGGGCUUGACGGCCCAUGUGGUCUAUGAAAUGGCGCAAAUCUGCAAACCAGCAACCUCUCAACAACAAUCUACUACUACUCGUGUUGUCAAAACCACAUCGGGGCUCUUGUGGCGAUGGAUAGACGAACCAGGCAGUAGUAAACCCUACUGGUCCCAGCGGUACUUUGUUCUAGCGGGUGCCGAAAACCGAAAGAGGGUUCUACAUCAAUACAAUUCCCAGGAGCAGGCGGCAACCAAAUCCGAAACUGCCACCAAGAAGAAUCGAUUGCCACUGGACGAAGAGGACGUGCAAGUCACAGAAGGACCACAAGAAGGAGACAAGUUUAUCUUUCAAGUCUCCAUAUUAGAUGGUCGCAUUCAGUGGAAGUUGGCUGUCGAAACCGAAGAAGAACGUAGCCGAUGGAUGUCCAUAAUUUCAAGAAUGAGAUCGGAGCGUACGCCGUCCAAGAAACUGAAAACAGACGACACCAAGUAACUACGAUAUCACUAGCUAGCUACCUGGUAGCUUGGCAAACAUCAUUGUAGUUAGGUUCGUUGGAACCAGUCCUGGUCAGUGCAGAGCCAACCAAUGAUGGGGUGCAGGAAGUAUGUUGUUGGAAAGGGUGGCUCUCCUUGCUCCUGCCGACUUUUUGAAGCGGAUCGCACCCACGUUGAUUUGUUUCAUCCUCCAAUGACUGCCCCGCGCCUGUUCGCAUUGGUUAGGUGGGCCCCCGAUGUGCUCCUGAUUGUUUCGGUCAAUGGUUCGCUAGCUGGGAGAAGGUCCAAAACCUGAUGCAUGAAUCGAAUUCCUCGAUAAGCAAAUUGUUGAGUCUUCUUCUCGUUUGAUUAUUAUCGUAUUUCUUUUUUUGUGUGC
Seminavis robusta is the source of this 1665-nucleotide messenger RNA. The record is from the annotation of a GenBank genome assembly. NCBI's taxonomy places the organism in Eukaryota, Bacillariophyta, Bacillariophyceae, Naviculales, Naviculaceae.